Messenger RNA from Nezara viridula (southern green stink bug), 1950 nucleotides. NCBI's taxonomy places the organism in Eukaryota, Metazoa, Arthropoda, Insecta, Hemiptera, Pentatomidae. The record is from the annotation of a GenBank genome assembly.
GUUUACACUGUGAAAAGGUAAUGGUAAUUGUUAGUGCCUGGAAAGUUGACAUUGUCAAAGUAGGGAAGUGACAUCAAAAUAUAUUAAUUUUGUUUUGUGUAAACUUUUCUGCUAUUCUUCUUCUGGUGCGAUUCGUUAUUGAUUAUCUACUUUGAAUAACUCAGUCAUUAUUUCAUUGGCUUAGGAAUAGUUUUCGAAAUGCCUGAGUUUGAGCACGCAGAUGACGACAGGUCACAGAGAUUGACAAAUGAUGACUUUCGUCGUUUGUUGAUGACCCCAAGGUCUGCUCCUCCAGCUACUCCUGUUUCAACAACUCAUACUCCAGCUUCUGAAAAUCUUGAUAAAAAACCAGCAUCUGCUGUAGUAGAAGAUGACAGAGGGGAAAGGAGAAGAAAAAAGAAAAUUUACUAUGCUAAACUUAAGAAGCAAGAAGAAAACAAAUUGGCUGAACUUGCAGAAAAGUAUAGAGACAGAGCGAGGGAACGAAGAGAAGGAGCCAAUGCAGAUUAUCAAGUUGAUGAUCCUAUGUCCACAUCUAGUGGGUAUAGAGCUGUUGCCCCUGAUAUUAAAUCUGGCAUCGAUGCCGCAGAACGAAGGAGACAAAUGAUUCAGGAAUCAAAAUUUUUGGGUGGUGAUAUGGAACACACUCACUUGGUGAAAGGUUUAGAUUAUGCCUUGUUACAAAAAGUAAGAAGUGAAAUUAUAAUGAAAGAACAGGAGCAAGAACAAGAAAUGGAGAAACUUGUAGCAAAACCUAAAAAAGAAAAGAAAAGUAAAGAAGAAGAAGAGAUGGUUUUUAAGACUCGUCUUGGUAGAAAUGUUUAUAAAGUAGUUAUGGGUGGUAAGGAAAUUCACAGGAAUCCUCUGUUUGCUCCUGGUCGUAUGGCUUAUGUUGUAGAAUUAAACGAUGAUAUGGCCGACAGUGAUAUACCUACCACUUUAUUGAGAAGUAUUGCUGAUGUUCCUAAUACUGAAUCUAUUACCACUCUGACAACCAACGACAUCGUAAUUAACAAAUUAGCUCAAAUUCUUUCUUAUCUGAGACAAGGCCCGAGACAUCAUAAGAAAUCCAAAAAGAAGGAUAAAAUGAUUGAAGAGAAUAUAUUUCCUGAUGCUGGGGAUUACGUACCAUCUGCUAAUAAAGUCAGUGAUCGUAAGAAAGUUGCCAAUUACUUUAAGGAUACUGAGAAAGAAAAAAGCCCACAAAGAGAAGUUAGCAAAAAGGUUAACCCGACUGGAAAGAAAGAAUCAAGAGCAGCAGGGAUAUUAUCUCGUUUGGCUGCUGAACCGACUGGUUAUGCUGAGUGUUAUCCUGGCUUAGACGAAAUGCAGGAUGCGAUAGAAGAUUCUGAUGAUGAAGUUGAUUACACUAAGAUGGAUCAAGGUAACAAGAAAGGCCCUGUUGGAAGGUGGGAUUUUGAUACUCAAGAGGAAUAUUCACAAUACAUGAACAGCAAAGAAGCCCUGCCAAAAGCAGCCUUCCAGUAUGGUGUAAAAAUGGCUGAUGGCCGACGGACAAGAAAGCAUAACAAAGAAAAGAAUGAGAGAGCCGAACUAGAUAGGGAAUGGAACAAGAUCCAGAAUAUUAUCCAGAAGAGGAAGGGACCCGAAGAACCGGGUACGCCUCAGUUUAAAAUUCCUAGAUAUUGAGCUAGAAAUGAAUCUUUAAGGAAUAGUUACUUAUAUGUAUAUUCUUAUUCGAAAAAGAAAAAUUUUUAUUUAAAAGUUUUAAUUUUGUUUAAUAUUCUAUGCUAAAUGUUUUUAGGAGUUUAAUUUUUUAUUAUUUGAACUUGUUUUUUUAUUAAUUUACUUAUAUUAUCCAUUCUUUUAUCUAAAUAUAUAAAAGUCUAUAUAUUAUUUAAGAUAAAAGAAGUUUAUGUAUAUUUCUAUAACAAUGAAAUUAUAUGUAGUUUAACAUAAUCAGUAUGCUAAUUAUUAUCUUAAUGUAUG